Messenger RNA from Hypomesus transpacificus, 1990 nucleotides. It is a transcript of the gene grk1b, whose product is annotated as G protein-coupled receptor kinase 1 b. The transcript is spliced from 8 exons. Gene Ontology annotation, biological process: signal transduction; protein phosphorylation; regulation of signal transduction. Bases 128 to 1813 code for a protein of 561 amino acids. Gene Ontology annotation, molecular function: G protein-coupled receptor kinase activity; ATP binding. The record is from RefSeq and is a predicted model, not a curated record. Gene Ontology annotation, cellular component: cytoplasm. Lineage: Eukaryota; Metazoa; Chordata; Actinopteri; Osmeriformes; Osmeridae.
AGGACUCCAAGAAGCAGCCAAUAAGGACAUCUGACUCUGUAUUGGAUUUUAACAAAGCAAUUUGUUCUCUUUCUUUGGUCGCCUGUCUUUUUCCCCGGGACAAGGAGACUGAGGAGGAGGCCCAACCAUGGACAUCGGAGGUCUGGAGACGGUGGUGGCCAACUCAGCCUACGUGUCGGCGCGCGGCAGCGUGGAUGGAGCUGCCGCCGCUACCAUGCGGGACAAGAAGAUGCGCGCGCGCCUCAACCUCCCUCACAUCAAGAAGUGCGAGCACAUGAAGACCACCGUGGACGCGGCCUUCGACAGCAUGUGUGUGAAGCAGCCCAUCGGCAAGCGCCUGUUCCAGCAGUAUCUGGAGAGCGUGGAGGCCCACAAGAACCCAGGAGAGCUGUGGAAGGACAUGGAGGACUACAACAUUGCUCAGGAGGAGGACCGGAUCCAAAAGGCCCAGAAGAUCGUCAACAAGUACUACGACUCGGCCUCCAAGACCUUCUGUCAGUUCCUGGAGGAGAAGGCCAUCAUGCGCGUCAAGGAGGACCACAAGAACGUCCGCAGUGACCUCUUCAAAGAGAGUGAGCAGCAGCUUCUGAAGCAUCUGGAGGGCGCGGCGCUCGCAGGCUUCAAGGACAGCAUGUACUUCCUGCGCUACGUGCAGUUCAAGUGGCUGGAGAGCCAGGCUGUCGACGAGGAGUGGUUCAUGGACUUCCGGGUGCUGGGGAAGGGAGGGUUCGGAGAGGUGCACGCCUGCCAGAUGAGGGCCACAGGCAAGAUGUACGCCAACAAAAAACUCAACAAGAAGAGGCUGAAGAAACGAAAAGGCUACGAGGGAGCGAUUGUGGAGAAACGCAUCCUAGCCAAGGUGCACAGCCGCUUCAUCGUAUCCCUGGCGUACGCCUUCCAGACCAAGCUGGACCUGUGUCUCGUUAUGACCAUCAUGAACGGAGGAGACCUCAGGUUCCACAUGUACAACGUGGAUGAGAAGAACCCAGGUUUCAACGAGCCCAGAGCCUGUUUCUACACGGCGCAGAUCAUCUGUGGGCUGGAGCACCUGCACCAGCACCGCAUCGUCUACCGGGACCUGAAGCCCGAGAAUGUGCUCCUGGAUGAUGGAGGUCACGUCCGUCUGUCAGAUCUGGGUCUCGCCGUGGAGCUUCCCCCGGGGAAGGACACCACCAACGGCUACGCAGGCACCCCAGGUUUCAUGGCUCCGGAGCUGCUUCAGAAGAAGGAAUAUGACUACAGCGUAGACUACUUCACGCUGGGGGUCACCUUGUAUGAGAUGGUGGCUGCCAAGGGCCCUUUCAGAUUGAGAGGAGAGCAGGUUGAGAACACAGAGGUGACUCGGCGAAUCCUGAACGACCCUGUGUCGUACCCAGAUAACUUUGGGAAGGAGUGCAUGGCCAUGUGUGAAGGGCUGAUGGAGAAGGACCCAGCCAAGCGCCUCGGCUUCAAGAACAACGAAUGUGCCGACUUAAAGAACCAUUCAUUCUUCAAAGACCUCAACUGGGGACGCCUGGAAGCGGGCAUGCUCACGCCCCCGUUCAUCCCAGACCCCAAGGCAGUCUACGCCAAAGACAUCGGCGACGUGGGAGCCUUCAGCACCAUCAAAGGCGUCGUCAUCGACAACAAGGACACAGAGUUCUACGGCGACUUUGCGUCCGGCAACGUCCCCAUCCCGUGGCAGGAAGAGAUGAUCGAGACGGGAGUGUUUGGGGAGCUCAACGUCUGGGCGGAGAAAGGCAAGCUGCCCAACGACCUGGACCCUAACUUUGUCCCUGUGGAGUCCAAGGGGGGCGCUUGUGUUCUGCUCUGAGCUCCUGUUAGCUUGGUGCUGCAGACUGACAAGAAUACCGUAUCGAUUGUGAACAUAAUUGUGCAAAGUACGUAAAAGGAGUGUAACAUAGAUUUUAAAAUAUUGCAAAAAGGGACUUUUAAAUUGUUUUUAAAGGGAAGUGUCAACCCCUCCCAGACCCCAAACCCCUAACCCCAC